UGAUUGUAAUACUACAACGGUGUAAUUAUCAGAACCAGAAAUCCGAUAGCAGUUCUUAUUUUAAAUUAUUUAUAUAUUUAAAGGAGAAGUCAUUCGACUUAUUGAUGUCAUUAUAGACGAUCAUCUAAACACCCGGGAAGACAAUUUUUGAACGUAUCAAAGGUUUUUGUAAAAUUUUCCGCUACAUCAAGUGAUCUUUCUAUUUUUUUUAAUUUUUUGUGUUCCUUCUUCAACGAGUAUACAGAACUGAAACAGAAUGGCUGGAAAAGUUGGACUUGAACAAGGGCCUUUGGAUGCUAGAAGUUUAGAAGUUGCCGAAAAAGAAUUACGUGAAACUCCAGAACAAGUACAACAAUCUCUUGCUGAGCUCAAAGAAUUAUUGGCAGCUGACACAACGCUCCGUUUCGAUACAAGCGAUGAUUUUUUGAUAAUGUUUUUGAGGCCUACAAAGUUCUACGCCAAGAGUGCAUAUGAUCUGUUGAAAAGAAUCGCCGAUUUUCGAAAAAGUCAAGCAGAUAUACUGAAAGGUGUCUCACCGUUGGCUGAAAAGGAUGCAUUUUUAAACACCAAAGUACUGAAUGUAUUGGUCGAUCGGGAUCAACACAGAAGAAGAAUUUUGACCAUGAAUAUUGGAGAUGCAUGGAAUCCUUCAACAUUAGACACUGAUCAUUUCUUUCGGGUGUUGUAUUUAAUUCAUUUCGGAGCUAUGAUGGAACCUAUGACUCAAGUUCAUGGAGCUGUUAUCAUUAUGGAUUUCAAUAAUUUGGGAUUCAAACAAGCUAGAGCUUUCACCCCUACGUUUGCUUUUAGACUUUUGACUUUUAUACAAAAAGCUAUGCCUAUUAGAUUAAAGGCGAUACACAUCGUCUUCCAGCCUAUGCUAUUCAAAAUGAUCUGGCAAUUAUUUAAACCUUUAAUCGAAGAAAAACUUAGCAAAAGAAUAUUUUUCCACGGUAAAGAUAUGAAAUCGUUACACAAACACAUUGAUCCGCAGUGUUUACCAAGAGUUUAUGGUGGUGAAAAAGGCGAAAUUGACUACGGUAGUGCUGAAUGGUUUGCCAUAUUUGCUCAGCACGAUGAGACAGUCAAAGAAUGGCAGUCAUAUGGUUAUAUAUAGUGAAAAAUACUAAUUUCACGUCACGUCUUUCGAUUUGUAACAUCAACGAUCACUUUUGAUGGAUAUUUUUAAAAGACAGUAACUCUUUUAUGAUUUUUACGAAAUCUAUACUUAUAUUAUUAUUCUUAUUACUUUCAUGUCUCCGAUUACUGGAAGGCAAUAUCAUUGUAUAAAUAUGUAGAGUAAGCAUGUGAUAUAAAUAUUCAAACAUUCCUCAAGAUACAUACAAAGCGAAACAAUAAUUCAACAAA
This is a messenger RNA of Planococcus citri (citrus mealybug), 1368 nucleotides long. Its product is annotated as alpha-tocopherol transfer protein-like. Gene Ontology annotation, cellular component: membrane. Lineage: Eukaryota; Metazoa; Arthropoda; Insecta; Hemiptera; Pseudococcidae. The transcript has 8 exons. The coding region runs from base 257 to 1117 and encodes 286 amino acids. Gene Ontology annotation, molecular function: phosphatidylinositol bisphosphate binding. The record is from RefSeq and is a predicted model, not a curated record.